This is a messenger RNA of Tetrahymena thermophila SB210, 504 nucleotides long. RefSeq names its product transmembrane protein, putative. Lineage: Eukaryota; Ciliophora; Oligohymenophorea; Hymenostomatida; Tetrahymenidae. The transcript has a single exon. The record is from RefSeq and is a predicted model, not a curated record.
AUGGACUAAGUAUGUGGUUUUUUAAUUAUUUUGUUUGUUUAUUUUUUUUGUUUGCUUCCUUUUUUUUGUUUGUUUUUUUAAUAAGUAGGUAGGUAGGUUGGUUGUUUUUGUUUGUGGUUCUUUUUCGUUAUUAAAGUUUCUAUUAUUAUUUUUAGAUAAGCUAUAAAGCUGAGCUUUUCUUAUACUUCUAGUAAUGAAACAGUAACUUAAGUUAGGAUUCAGCAUUACAAGAAUUAUAUGAUUAGUGAUUUAUUCAAAGAUACUGCUAAUCGAUUGAAAUAGCGAUUGAUAUUUUUAUUUGUGUAUAUUUUAUUUUUUAUUGAAAUAUUUAUGAGUGUUUAUUUGUUUGUUUGUGUGUUUUCGGUCGAGAGAUAGAUAAUUUAGAGAGUAAUUGAUAAGAGAGGAGCUAAGUAUAGAUUUUAAUAUUUGAAAUAGAUUAUUAAACUGAGAUUUUAUUUAUUUAUUUUUAAUUAGAUUAUUUUUAUUUAUUUAUUUAGUUAGUGA